Trematosphaeria pertusa is the source of this 1727-nucleotide messenger RNA. Its product is annotated as acetyl-hydrolase. Gene Ontology annotation, molecular function: hydrolase activity. The transcript has a single exon. Bases 170 to 1633 code for a protein of 487 amino acids. Lineage: Eukaryota; Fungi; Ascomycota; Dothideomycetes; Pleosporales; Trematosphaeriaceae. The record is from RefSeq and is a predicted model, not a curated record.
CGCUUUGCCACUUAGAGGCUCUCUCAUCUUUCUUUUCAGUCGUCUCUUCAUUCCUUUCUUGCCUCUGCUUUCUAUUCCCUUCCUUCCCGCGUUCAGCCUGGUCCGACUAGCUUUUAAAACCACUACGUCCGACGCCACAUCCCCGGCUCGAACACACAGUACCGCCACAAUGGAGUCCUCUCCCUCCGCCAUGCUCCGCUUCCUCCUCCCCAAGACCCCCUUCAUUCUAAAGACCGCCGUAGCACACACCCUGUAUCUCUCUGAGACGUCCUCAAAAUGGGACCUGCGCACCGAACUCACCAUCAAGAUCCUGCGCCACAUGCUCGGCCCCCACUCCAAAACAACGUCCAUCUCCAAGCAACAGCGCCUCACCACCAAGGACCCCGGCGUCAAGGGCAAGGUCUGGAUCUCCAAGGUGAAAUGCUCUGUCCCCGAGGACGGGGAUGCUGUCCGCAAACUGCUCUUCAAAGCAAUCGAGGAUUUGAAAGAGGGGGGCGAGGCGUACGACGAGCCGGCGUCGACGCCGCUGGAGGCGGAGUGGACGGGGUAUCGCGCUGCUGCGCACCAUCAGACGCCUGAGCCGGAGGGCCUGAGCGAGAAAGAGAAGUACGUGGAGUUGAUGCGCGAGACGAGCAGUAAAGUCACGCUGCUGUAUUUCCACGGCGGCGCCAUGUACUUGCUGGAUCCGGCGACGUAUCGGAACAUCACAGGGCGACUGGCCAAGGAGACGGGCGGCAGGGUGUUCAGCGUAAGGUAUCGACUCGCGCCGCAGAAUCCGUUUCCCGCGGCGCUGCUGGAUGCGCUUACCGCGUACCUGACCUUACUGUAUCCACCAGAAGGUUCGCCACAUCAACCAGUUCCCGCGAAAGAGAUCGUGUUUGGUGGCGAUUCCGCGGGCGGGACGCUGUGCACCGCGUUACUCCAGCUGCUGCUGCAGAUCCAGCGCACGAAGCCGGACCCCUCGAGCCCAGCAACCGUCCGGUGGCACGGCCGCGACGUCGAGAUCCCGCUGCCCGCUGGCCUGGCGCUGACGAGCCCGUGGCUGGACGUCACGCGGAGUCUCCCGUCGAUCGAAGCGCUGGCGAAAUACGACUACCUGCCUCCGCCCAGCCACACGCACACGAUGCGCUACCCGCCCUGCGACGCGUGGCCCGAGAAGCCGCCGCGCGCGGAGCUCUACUGCGAGGGCUCCGCGCUGCUGCAUCCGCUCGUGUCGCCCGUGGCAGCGAAGGACUGGAGCGGUGCGCCGCCCGUGUUUUUCUCGCUGGGCGAGGAGAUGCUGAGGGAUGAGGAUGCGGUGCUGGCGCAGAGGUUGUAUGAGCAGGGUGUGAAGGUCCGGUGGAGGGAGUUCGAGGCGAUGCCGCAUUGUUUUGGGAUGAUGCUUGAGGGGCUGGCGGCGAGCAGGGUGCAUUUCGAGGAGACGGCGCGGUUCUGUCGCGAUGCUGUGGAGGGCGGGGUGGAGAGUAGCAGUGGGCAAUUCAUCGUUGCGAAGAGUCUGGUGAGGAGGGAGGUGGAGUUCGGCAAGUUGACGGACUUGACGGCGGACGACGUGCGCGCGGCCAUGAUCAAGGGCAGGGAGAGGAUUGAGAAGAGGCACGGGGGUGGGAUGACGGAGACGAGGCCUAUGCUCUGAUUGGGAGGAGGUACGCAUGGAGUUGCAGGAUGAAUAUACCCAUAGAAGAUGUAGACAACCGCUGACAAGAAGCGCAUCUCAAGCUAGCAUGAAC